This is a messenger RNA of Hydractinia symbiolongicarpus, 1523 nucleotides long. RefSeq names its product dol-P-Man:Man(7)GlcNAc(2)-PP-Dol alpha-1,6-mannosyltransferase-like. Gene Ontology annotation, biological process: protein N-linked glycosylation. The transcript has 9 exons. Gene Ontology annotation, molecular function: alpha-1,6-mannosyltransferase activity. The record is from RefSeq and is a predicted model, not a curated record. The coding region runs from base 45 to 1487 and encodes 480 amino acids. Gene Ontology annotation, cellular component: endoplasmic reticulum membrane. NCBI's taxonomy places the organism in Eukaryota, Metazoa, Cnidaria, Hydrozoa, Anthoathecata, Hydractiniidae.
CUGCUAUAAUUUUACUCUUAGUAAACAUUAGGAUAGAUAAAACAAUGCUGUCAUCGACUAUAUUGAAUCUUAUGUUAGUAGCUGUAAUGUUGGGCCAUUUGUGGAUCUGUCCCUAUACGAAAGUUGAAGAAAGUUUCAAUUUGCAGGCUAUACAUGAUAUUUUGCAUCACAAGGCUGACAUAUCCUUGUAUGAUCAUCUUGAAUUUCCUGGUGUUGUCCCAAGAACAUUUCUUGGCCCACUUGUAGUGGCUAGCAUAGCCUAUCCUAUUGCAGAAGUGUUACAUUAUUCACAUGUGUCCAAAUUCUAUGUCCAAAUUCUCUCUCGUGCUAUUCUUGGUUUGCUGGUUUGUGUGGCAUUUAUCAAGUUGCAACGUAGUGUUAGUAAUCGAGCUAAUCCAAGUAUUGGAAAACUUAUGACCAUCUUAAUGGUUUCACAAUUUCAUUUCUUGUUUUAUUCUUCAAGAACAUUACCAAACACAUUUGCAUUAAUUUUGGUUGUCCUUGCAAUAUCUUGCUGGAUACGAAAUCAAAACAAAAGCUUUAUAUGGUACUCAGCAUUUGCCAUUAUCAUCUUUCGUUCAGAACUUUGCAUUUUUAUGGGUUUGUUGUUAAUUAUAAAACUGAUCAAUAAACAAAUAUGUGUCACGGAGCUGUUAAUCCAGGGUAGUAUGGCAGGAACUAUUGCUCUAGGUAGUACAGUCCUAGUCGAUUCGUACUUUUGGCAAAGAUGGGUGUGGCCUGAAGGGGAAGUAUUGUUUUAUAACACUGUUCUCAAUAAAAGCUCUAAUUGGGGUACUUUACCAUUCUUUUGGUAUUUUUACUCAGCAAUACCUCGUUGUAUGUCGUUUUCUCUUCUUUUCGUACCAAUUGGAAUGUGUUCAAGUCAGUAUCGUGAAUUGAGAAUGUUAUUUGUGGCAACUAUUUUGUACAUACUCAUAUAUUCCAUACUGCCACACAAGGAGUUAAGGUUUAUUAUAUACGUGUUUCCAGUGUUGAACAUUGCAGCUAGCAUUGGAAUAACCAGAAGUUUACAUGCUUUCAAAAGCUACGACAAGUUGACUCGAUUAUUCAAGUUAUUUGCGGUGGGAGCUGUGUUUGCUAGCUUGUGCACAACAAGUCUAUUAAGUGCUAUAUCCAGUCGAAAUUAUCCUGGUGGAGAAGCGUUUUCGUUACUGCAUCGAUUAAAUCAUCCAACUAAACAAGAACACAAAGCAGUGCAUAUAUGUAACAAGGCUGCGCAGUCGGGUGUCUCCCGAUUUGGAGAGUUGUAUUCUAAUUGGACAUAUUCAAAAGAUGAAUCGUUCAAAUUAACUCGACAAGUUUACUCGUACGAUCAUCUUAUAGUCGAAGCACCAUGUCCUGCAUUGGAUCAGUAUGUUAUUCAAGUUUCUGUUAAAGGAUUUUCUAGACUACACAUCAAAAAGUCAAUCCCUUUCCUGGAAAUUAUAGAAGAGGAACAAUUAUGUGUAUUAAAGUUAAAAACGUGAAUAAUUUGCGUGAAAAUAUAUAUAUUAUAGAUACUA